AUGAGUAGAAAGGAAACAUUAAAGAAAGCCCUAGGCCUCACUAUUUAUACAUGGAGUUCAGACGAUGAACUGACGAAUGCUGCUGAACUUCCUUUCGUCCAAACUACACAACCCAGGCCAUCUGUAACUAACCAAGUUUUAAAUAGAUCCAGUUACAGCACAUCUACCUACGCUGCUGGGAAUAUGUCAAGACUAGAGAGAGAUAUGUAUUGGAAUAUGCUCCUUAGUGGUCCUUCUUCAUUCUGGGGAUCAGCUUCGUAUGAUUGCGCAGAAAUGCAGCAAAUCAAUCCAAAUUGCCCAGUGUCUCAACUGCAAAGACUAGAUGCUAUAAAGAGGAUAUCAAAUUUGAACAAAUUAAGGAGGAAAAAUGACCGAGCUAGAAGCACUCGGAGCGCACAGACUUCCCAGAAUGAUGCUAACACAUCAGAGGCAACUACAUCAGCGGGCAGUGCUGGUCAAGCAGAUAAUGAACAGGAUCAAGUGUUCCUUCCUCAUUCAGAGGAAAAUUCUAAUGAUAAUGAGGAAUCAUUGGCAGCGGACCCGUUGAUAAAUGGACGUAAUUUGCAAAUGCGACCACAGACGCGGGCGCACAGCAUCGCCAUCAACAAUCAAAUGAACGCAUCUAUUCAAGAAUUACGCGAUGAAAAUAGAGAGGAAAAUGAGGCAGGUCCUAGUCAGGUCGAAGUCCCACAGACCAGACACUUAAGGAAAAGAAGACUUAGAAGUCCAGCAGUCAGAUUGGCUGAUGGCGUUGGACUGAGAAAGAGAAGUCGAAGAGAUAACUUAAUAAUGAACGAGCAAGGUCACCGUGGACAGACAUCUACACAGAGCGAUGCUAAUCCGACGGAUGCAGUUAUUGUUGUCAACGAUGACGAUGAGGAGAACGUUCCAGAACAGACACUGUCCCGGCCUGUUCAUAAUCUACAUAACGAAGAUGAUGCAGAACCAAAUCGUCCGGACCCACUACUUAAUCAGACCAAUUCGGAAGAAGCGGACAGACAAUUUCAAAGCCAAAGUGACGUCCAAAGCGCUGAAACGAGCACCACCAGUCGUGCGCAAACGCAGGAAGAGGAAAAUGAGGCAACUGUGGAGGAUAGGACAUUACCACCACGCAAACGCUAUAGAAAACAGAAAGUGAUCAAUGACAGGUGUGCUGCCCUUUUGAAAGAAUUAAAUGCGAAACUCCUUAGUAUUUUGGAGUGCCCGGUGUGUUUGGAAUGGAUGGAGCCUCCGAUCACACAGUGCGGGCGAGGGCACCUCGUCUGCCGCAGUUGUCGUUCGCGUCUCCAAGCGUGCCCGUUGUGUAGGAAGGAGUUUUCCACGGUUCGCAACCGCGCCAUAGAGGCUGUCUCGGAGCUAGUGCGCUACCCGUGCCGCUUCGGCUGUGGGCAAGAGAGGCAGCUGAAGAGUCGUGCUGGUCACGAGUCGAACUGUCACUUGCGCGUUUACCGCUGUCCGUCCACCGCUUGCGCCAAUCGGGAUCCUAUGCAACGGGCGGAGUUGUCGAAGCACUUCGAAACUCGGCACCCAUUGUAUGUGAAGCGGGGUCGAUACCUUAAGCUGCGCGUUUGGUUGAGUCGCAAAGAGAGUGAGAACUAUAUAGCAAUGGUGGGGAAUGAGAUGUUCAAUGUGCGGCUAGUGGUUGACCCGCGCCGCUGCGUAGUUAUCUACGUCACGUACAUCGGGCCUGUCGCCCAAGCCAGGAAUUUCAGUUACGAGGUGUUCCUAAAAGGUCAGAAUCGCAACCGGAAGAUGGUGUACAGUCGCGAAACGCAUCGAGACAUUGAAAGUUAUUCGCUGAUCGCUAAGCGGAAGGAUUGCUUCUAUCUUCCAAUUCAUCAUGCUGUUAACUUUAUUCGUAGGAGGACUGAAGCAAGUCAACCGACCAACCUACAACUGGAAUUGAGCUUGGUGAUAAACUCCAAUGAUCCGAGCACACCGGACGACGAUGAGCCAAGCUCCUGA
Molecule: messenger RNA, 1965 nt
Organism: Leptosia nina
Lineage: Eukaryota; Metazoa; Arthropoda; Insecta; Lepidoptera; Pieridae
Source: the annotation of a GenBank genome assembly